Messenger RNA from Tribolium castaneum (red flour beetle), 2722 nucleotides. RefSeq names its product lost and found (gene loaf). NCBI's taxonomy places the organism in Eukaryota, Metazoa, Arthropoda, Insecta, Coleoptera, Tenebrionidae. The transcript is spliced from 7 exons. Bases 257 to 1234 code for a protein of 325 amino acids. The record is from RefSeq and is a predicted model, not a curated record. Gene Ontology annotation, molecular function: protein binding.
GCAGAAUCGUGCGCGAGCAACGCUUUUAAAAUCACAAUCUAAAACAGAUUCGUAUCGUUACAACCGACAUACAUAUCGCGUCCGUACCAUAUCAGUGAAUUUUUGAAAAAAAAAUCCGAAAAUAUGGCAUUUAAGUGAGGAACAAUGGCACCAAGCCGGUUUUUCCGCCCGGAGUGCGACAGUGACACCACGUCGAGUGAUUCCGGUCCGAAAAUGGAAAAGUGAUGGUCAUCAUGUUUAGGGAACUCGAGUGAAAAUGAUGAUGACACAGAGAGGACCUGGACCUCCGUAUAAUGUGAUCUUUUCUCUCGUUAUUUUGGUCCUAGCAUGCACCACGUUCGCAGUCGGCGAAAAAAGCAAAUAUUAUUCCAUGCAGUCGUUGUGCAAGAACCAUUUCCUGCAGCAACUCUACCGGAAAAUCGACGGUGCCGUUCUGUGGUCAAAAAACGAGCGAAAUUUGGAUUGCGUUAUCACGUUUCAGACACACUCGAUUUUGCAGCGGUUUAUGCUCCGGUUCGACUCCUUGCAACUUGACUGCAACGACCAUCUGUACAUCUAUGAUGGGGCGCAUGCCGUCGGCACGUACAAGUUUGACCUCUCCUGCAGAAAUACAAAGCAAACACUGGGGGCCAUGUUCACUCGCACCAAUUACGUUACUCUCAAAUACGUAACGGACGCUUGGGGCACCAACGACAACGGCUUUACGCUCGUCAUCACGGCAGUGAAGGACCCGAAGCAUGCCUGCACUGAGUUUCGCUGCAACUUGCGUGAGUUUUGUAUAGCCACGGACUUGGUCUGCGACAGCAUCAAUCACUGUGCGGACGGCUCUGAUGAAUCUUCAAACACUUUAUGUCAGAGUGUUUCUUUUCCAGAUAACGAAACGGGAACAAUCCUCGGCUUGGAAAUGACGUGGUUUGUUGUAACAGUAAUUAGCACUUUGUUAGUUUUGUUAGUUUGCAUUGUUACCGUUUCCAUAUGUUUAUGUCAGCGCGGCUGGAGCGCCACGACCAGAUCCGGAAACGGAAACGUGGCCCAACCGAACGCCCCAUACCCACUUCAGCAGAUGUACGGUUCGAAUGGUGCGAUGAAACAGGGGGCUAGCAUGACGACUUUGACAAGUGCUGGCGCCGCCACUGCAACCGCCGUUCAGGGAAACUGGCGCCACCCUGCGGGCCCACUAGGGUUCCGCCUCAGCACGCCGGCCCGGGCCCGCCUCUACUGCCAGGCAAAGUGAGACCAACGGCGCCCAACGCGCCCAUCAACGGGGGAGACGCCGACCUAGUCUCACAAAGUCAAAAAGACGAAUGGUUCGUCUAGCAGUAGAAGCGGCCGAGUCGUAGCCUGCAGGGUGAGUCGAGUGCAGAACCCAGCGCUCGGCCAACAGCACCAAUCGACUGUCAGCCACGUGACCUCUCCUCACUGUGUGUUUGACUAUCCAAAGGACUGUAUUUACGUUUAGCAAUGUAUAAGUAUAGUACGAAACAGUGCAUUUUACACAGCUUUCUUUCCAAAACUCGACACUUACCUAACUAUUCUGUCUGGUAUCAUACCUACCUACAUAUCUUAGCGUCAAUAAAAAAAUUGGUAAAAAUCUUGCGAGGGGAGGCGAUACUAACAUCACAUAUUUCGUGUGAAAGACAAUACAAAAACAAAAAAUUAGCCUAAUCUAGAGAUAAUUUAGGAUGCAUUCUGAGAGGGGGUUUGUUACUUGUGAUGUCACACAGCUCAGUACUGCCGACAGGAGGAGAAAGCUUAGGAAACGUGUAUCGAAUCAACGCACACAGCCAAUAGACAAAUACGAACGACACUAUAGUACUGUAUGUUUAACUAGAUAGAUGUAAUUAGUGGAAAAAGCACUGUACUUGUAUAGCACCGUGGCUGUCGAGGUCACUGGCAGCCUCCUUUAGAACAAUAAAGCGAAUUUUCAAUUUGUCUAUCCAAGAACGAGUGUAAACUUGUAUGUAUAGAACAAUAAGCUGCUGCUAAGGCGGUAUUAGUGUAAUUUUUCUAUGGAUGGGACGGAGCUUGGACCCGAUUUUUGGGGCAACGGCGGGUCAAAACUCCGUCAGCAUCGCACGAACAACUCCAAUGUUAUUCUACAUGAAUUUCGUACCAUUUUUUACUAUAGCAGACCUGACGAGUAUGUUUAUACACAUAUCUUUUAGACAAGUAACUAGAGUAGCUUCAGGACGGCUUCGUUUGUAUAUUAUCGUAGUACGCUUACCAUAGUCUUGUGGGCAAAUUUUCCUCUUGCCACUCAUUUACUUCGGUUACCGCACGGUAACAACUCGCCAAAUACGUUUCACGAAACAGAAACAUAUCAGGGACUCGCAAUAUCACCGAAAGCAUUUUCUAACAUAUCAAAUUUGCUCACAAGAGAUUUAUUUUUGUGUACAAUUUGUCCGCUACAAUAAAACGGUGCAGAUGUUUAGCAAAAAACCGAUUAUUUAAAGGCCUCAUUUUCGGGCGCACUAUAACCACCACACACGAUUUCAUCUCCCAAAGUGUCAUUGCUUCAGCCGCACACGUAGUUGCAAUUACGCUGAAAUCACCCUGAAAAAUUUCAGCGUAACUUCCGACUUGACUGAUCACACCCUUCCCUGUACUUACACCGUUGACCAAUCGUUAGAAUUACAGUCCUCUAGCAAAUUACCAAUUAAAAUGUCCGUGUGUGUUCUUUAAUGGAGUACAGAAAUGUUUCUUUAAUAAAAAAUCUGAACCA